AUGCAACGUAGUCAAGCUGCAUUGCACUGCUCGUGUAGACCUGAGCAGCCCAUCUUUUCCUGUUUCAAAGAUUGCAUCUCGUUGGGUAGAGCUCACUUCCGUUCCAGCUUUGUGAAUAGCAAUGGCAUCAGAAAUGAUGAUAAAUAUGAUGACGAUGUUUCCGCAGCCAACAGUGACAAAAGCGCACACAUCACAUUUGCAACAGACCCAGGGUUGCCAGUGUUGUGGCUGUUAACAUUAUGUGGCCUCUAUCACCAGUGUAGGCCCAAGGACUUUGCUUUGCCACGCUCAACAAAUGCAGCACCAAGCAAUCAAGUCAGCCAGGCACCAGUGCGGUGA
This is a messenger RNA of Ostreobium quekettii, 339 nucleotides long. The record is from the annotation of a GenBank genome assembly. NCBI's taxonomy places the organism in Eukaryota, Viridiplantae, Chlorophyta, Ulvophyceae, Bryopsidales, Ostreobiaceae.